This is a messenger RNA of Pollicipes pollicipes, 2812 nucleotides long. Its product is annotated as regulator of microtubule dynamics protein 1. Gene Ontology annotation, molecular function: microtubule binding. The coding region runs from base 169 to 912 and encodes 247 amino acids. The transcript has 7 exons. Lineage: Eukaryota; Metazoa; Arthropoda; Thecostraca; Pollicipedomorpha; Pollicipedidae. The record is from RefSeq and is a predicted model, not a curated record. Gene Ontology annotation, cellular component: cytoplasm; mitotic spindle pole; spindle microtubule.
GGUGAACCGGUUUUCGCGAAUUUUAAGAACUGUGCAAUUUCGUAACAGUGACUAUUAUCUGCAAGAGGGCGCUUUCUAGCAUAUGGUGAUAAAUUGUGCCGAAAUUGGUCGGAAUUCAAGAGCUAUCCCAUUGAACACUAUUUGCAAGCCCAACCUGUCACAAUAACAAUGGCUGGUGUGGACCAGCUGAAGAAGAAUGUAGAUCAAUAUUAUGACGAAAUGAAAUAUGAUCAGAUUGCUGAACAGUUGGAGCCAUACAAGGGCGGCGACGACAUCGGACUACUGUGGCGACUGGCGCGGGCCAACUACGAGCGCCAGAAGACGCUGGGCUCGGACGCUGCCCAGCUCCGGCUGCUGCAGGACACGCUGGCCACCGUGCAGCGAGCGCUGGCGCUGGACGCCACUGACCCCAACUGCCACAAGUGGAUGGCCAUCUAUCUGAACGCCAUCACCAAGCUGCAGGGCUCCAAGGCACAAAUUGACGCAGCCACCACCAUCAGGGAGCACAUGCUGAAGGCGUGCGAGUACGGUCCGGACGACGCCACGAACUGGCACCUGAUCGCCAUGUGGGAGUACAGCGUGGCCGACAUAUCGUGGGUGAUGCGCAAACUGGCCACGGUGGUGUACGGCGAGCCGCCCAGGGCCACCUUCCAGCAGGCGCUCGACAACUUCCUGAAGGCGGAUCAGCUGUCGGACGGUUUCAGACAGCUGAGUGCAGGGCGGGGUCUCGCCUGGCCAAUCAAGAGUCGCAAUCUCAUGAUGAUCGGCAAGUGUUACCAAAAACUGAAAGACAAGGAAAACGCAAUAAAGUACCUGAAGAUGGUUCGAGCCCUUGAAGCGAAGACCGCGGACGAUGAAGAGUCGAAGGAAGAAGCCAUUAGCAUGUUGAAGCAGAUGGGUAUAACCGACUGAAGAUUCGGAUGCAGAGCGACGAAAUCUGCAAGUGCCACAGCUUCACAUGUCCGAUGGCAGUAAAGCCGGAGCUGCAUAUCAGGAUAGUAAACUGGACUGAUCCGUCCAGUCCGGACAAUAUCAUUUUGGCCGUAUUCUGGUGGCGUGGGCGUGAGCGUGUGAGUGUGAGUGUGAGGAACCGUUGGACAGUGACAUUAGUAAUGAAUACCUCGUGGGGGGCCUCAUGCGGAUACAACGCUUUAAGCUGUACUCUUAAUCCACCGCAUAUUCAUCGCGCUUUGGGGACGUGGGGAAAUUUAUGCGAGUGAAGCGCUUUAAGCUGCGCUCUUAAUCCACCACAUAUUCAUUGUGCCGUGGGGACGUGGGGAACUUUAUGCGGGUGAAGCGCUUUAAGCUGCGCUCUUAAUCCACCACAUAUUCGUUGUGCUUUGGGGACGUGGGGAACUAUGCGGGUGAAACGCUUUAAGCUGCGCUCUUAAUCCACUACAUAUUCAUUGUGCUUUGGGGACGUGGGGAACUAUGCGGGUGAAACGCUUUAAGCUGUACUCUAUCCACUACAUAUUCAUCGUGACUUGGGGACGUGGGGAACUAUGCGGGUGAAACGCUUUAAGCUGCGCUCUUAAUCCACUACAUAUUCAUUGUGCUUUGGGGACGUGGGGAACUAUGCGGGUGAAACGCUUUAAGCUGUACUCUAUCCACUACAUAUUCAUUGUGCUUUGGGGACGUGGGGAACUAUGCGGGUGAAACGCUUUAAGCUGUACUCUAUCCACUACAUAUUCAUCGUGACUUGGGGACGUGGGGAGCUUCACGCCGGGCUGUUGCAUCACGGACAGGAUAGCGUGGAACAGGGCCGAUCGCUUACACUCUUCACGUAUAUCGUGUGAAACCAUCACUGCCUAAGUGGUACGAUCCCGACUUAUGCUGCAAUUUUUAGAUGACCCUGUUUUCGACAUUUUUAUAACAGACGCCCGAUCAGUCAUUGUUCGUAGGGUCGGAGUUGCGCUGCGUACAGCUAGCUGUUGUACACAAUGGCGAUGGUUGGGUUUUCUUUGAGCCGAUCCAUUAUCAGACGAAGCGCUUCAACUGAUCACCGAGCGGUCUGUGUCCAACAGUGAUCAUGUUAUCGGUUGGUGAUCGUAACUUUGUAGCUCGUUUUUGCAAGACAAGGAUAGGCUUUCCAAUCCACAGCGUAACCAUUAGCGUGUAAUCUGGGGCGUUCUGACUCGUCUGUGGCUUGGGGACUGCAUUGUUUUGUUGUGUAUGGUUGUGAGUAGACGUAUUUUUGUGAUCUCCGCAUGUCUACACAAAGGCCGUUCCCGCUUUAUGUCCGCAAAAUUCAAUACAGCUUAUGAAUCCCAUCUAAACUUUGCUGAAGUUAACCGCACAGUCCGGGUGAAAUGCAGCAGCAUGCAGGAGUUUUCAUUGAGCUCUACGGACAACUGUUCGAGCCGAGCGUAGCUAUUUCGAGAUCUGGGGUUUUGGCGGCUUUUAAACACCAGAUCGAUUUGGUGGUUGGGUUUCACGCAAAGGUGGUGUAACGAAACUCGUGUUUCGUCGACGGGUCGAGCAUAUCGCAUGCAACUAUCCUGAUCGGUUCGGUAAUCAAGGCUAUCAGCGCUGUGCCGAAAUAGAUUGCUACUCCCGGUUCCCAUGUCACCAACCAGCCAAGUUUUUUCUAUCCUGAUUUCUGUGUUUUUGAUGUUUUUGUAGAGUGGAUCGAUCCGCGCAUUCUGAUGUUUACUUUGGUAUUUUUGUGGAACGGAUCGAAUCGCCACCCCUCGAGGCCACGCCCCGGAUCUGGGAUUCCGCGAUUGCCCUGGCGGUGAAUUUAAGAGAUUUAUGGUCAUUGUUAUGCAACGGGCCGUUCACUGUGUCCGGGAAAUAAAGUUGACAAUUUGCA